ACUGAGGUGAUAUAAAAAGGGUAGCCAUUUCUUCCAGUCAGUCACUUCAUUCGCUGCAACGCCGAACGGAAAGACAACAUUUAAAAUGUUCAAAGUAGCCAUCGCCGCUUGUGCCUUCCUUCUUGUCGCUGUCUCAGCCACACCCUUCAGGGAUUGCGGUUCAACUGCCGCUCUGACCGCUGUGCGCGUCCCGGGUUGCAAUGCCCUUCCUUGCAUCGUUUACCGUGGAACAAACGUCUCUGUCGAAUACGAUUUCACUGCAACUGAUCCCACCAACACGUUGACCACCGAUGUGAAGGGCGUUAUUAGCGGUGCCACCCUUCCUUGGCCAGGCAAUUUCCCACCUGCUUGUGAGGACGUGAAAGUCGGCGAUUGCCCAGUUACCGUGUCUGAGCCCAUUACCAUGAACACUCUUCUGGUUCUAUCAACUAGUUUCCCCUCGGUGAACGCAAAGGCAAUCUGGAGCCUUCGCGACGAUAACGACAACGCUAUCGUUUGCUUCGAAGUCACCGUCACUCUACUGUAAAUUUUCAAACUAUCAACGACUCCAAAGAAUGUCAUGUUUUCAAUCGAAUAUUGGCUGACCAAUUUCGUGUUCGAAACAAAAAUUGCGAAUGAAUAAAUCAAUUUAAACUUAAA
Daphnia carinata is the source of this 639-nucleotide messenger RNA. Its product is annotated as NPC intracellular cholesterol transporter 2 homolog a-like. Gene Ontology annotation, molecular function: sterol binding. The coding region runs from base 86 to 526 and encodes 146 amino acids. The transcript is spliced from 5 exons. Gene Ontology annotation, biological process: sterol transport. The record is from RefSeq and is a predicted model, not a curated record. Lineage: Eukaryota; Metazoa; Arthropoda; Branchiopoda; Diplostraca; Daphniidae.